Messenger RNA from Salvia hispanica, 3323 nucleotides. RefSeq names its product ARM repeat superfamily protein. NCBI's taxonomy places the organism in Eukaryota, Viridiplantae, Streptophyta, Magnoliopsida, Lamiales, Lamiaceae. The record is from RefSeq and is a predicted model, not a curated record. Gene Ontology annotation, cellular component: condensed chromosome; condensin complex. Gene Ontology annotation, biological process: mitotic chromosome condensation.
AUUAAGCAGCUAGAGCAACAAUGGCGAUCGGUCAAUUGGAAGGCCACCGGAAACUUUCCGCUAAAAUUGCUGCGAUUCUCCAGGAAGUUAGGUCUUCCAACGCCACUCACAGACGCAAGCUCAAAGAAAUCCUCGCUCUUCGCUUGUCGUCUCCGGCCGAAUUCUGCAGAGCGUUUUGCGAAGCCCUAGUACCACUUUUCAAUUUCCAGAGGAGAAACUCCUCCUCCGAGCGCACCAUCAAGUUCGUCUCCACUUUCGCUUGCUCCAGCGCCGAGAAAGACGACUCCGCUGAUGAAUUUCUGGAGAAUUUCCUCAGGUUUCUUCUGCUGGCUGCAACUGCGGCGAAUAAGACUGCCAGAUUCAGGGCUUGUCAGAUUGUUUCUGAGAUAAUUAUGCGGUUGCCGGAUGAUAUGGAAGUCAGCAGUGAACUUUGGGAUGAGGUGAUAGAAUGCAUGAAGAUUCGUGCGGGUGAUAAGAUACCCACAGUUCGAACAUUUGCUAUCAGGUCUCUUGCGCGGUUUGCAAGUGAUUCAGAGAACCGUGACAUUCUCGAGUUGUUCCUUGAGAAGCUUCCACUGGAGCAGAAUGGCGAUGUUCGUAAAAUUAUUGUGCUGUCUUUGCCUCCUUCAAGUGAGACUUUAUCAAUGAUAAUUGAUUGCACUCUGGAUGUCAACGAAUCUGCCAGGAAAGCUGCCUAUUGUGUUCUAGCAAGUAAAUUCCCAUUACAGAGCCUCAGCAUCAAGCUCAGAACAACUAUUCUCCAGAGGGGCCUUGCUGAGAGAUCUGCAGCUGUAGCAAAGGAGUGCUUCAGGAUGAUGAAGGAUCAAUGGCUUGAAAAGUGUUGCAAUGGAGACCCUAUAGAACUGCUUAAAUUUCUUGAUGUUGAAACCUAUGAAUCGGUUGGGGAGACAGUUAUGUCCACACUUCUGAAAGCAGGAUUAGUUAAACUGCAGGAUGGUCAAACUCUCCGGGAAUUCAUUGCACCUGGUGGUGACUCAUCUGAAGAAGGAGGAAACUGCAGUCACAACAUUGAGCUAAUGGAUGCGGAAGUUGCUGUUUUCUGGAGAGUGGUUUGUACGCACUUGAACAUAGAAGCACAUAAAAAAGGUUCCGAUGCUGCCAUGACUAUGGGCACAGAAUCAACUGUAUAUGCAGAGGAAGCUUCACACAACAACGAUCUUCUUGACCAAAUCCUUCCUGCCUCAGUUUCUGAUUAUGUUGAAUUGGUUAAUGCGCACAUUGUUGCUGGGGCAAAUUACCGAUUUGUAUCCCGGCAACUGCUACUUUUGGGCACGAUGCUUGAUUUCUCUGAUGUUUCCAACAGAAAAGUGGCCAGUGUGUUUCUUCAAGAUUUGUUGCAUAAAGCCCUUGAUCAUGAAUUGGAUGAGAGUGGAAAUGAAGUCAUCAUUGGAGAUGGUUUCAAUUUAGGAGGGGAGAAAAAUUGGGCUGCUGCUGUAGCAGAAUUAUGUAAAAAAGUCCAUGCAGCUGCUGGAGAGUUUGAAGAGGUUGUUCUUAAUGUGGUAGAAGAACUUGCUCAGCCUUGCAGGGAGAGGACAGCAGAUUGGAAGCAGUGGCUGCACUGUCUUGCCGUGGUUGGGCUUCUUUUGGAAAACACAACUUCAUUUCGUCAUAUGCAGGGAAAUGCAAUUGAUCCUACUGAAAUUCUUCAUUCUCUAUUGCUUCCAGGGGCAAAGCAUUCCAACUUGGAUGUCCAGAGGGCUUCUGUUAGGUGCCUUGGCCUUUUUGGUUGGUUAGAAAGAAAACCUAGCGAGGAUAUAGUAAAGCAAUUAAGAUGUUCUUUUGUCAAGGGACCCUCUACUGUAUCAAUAAUGGCAGCAAAGGCGUUACUUGAUCUUGCAAUAUGGCAUGGCCCAGAUGAAAUGGAUAAAGCCAUAAACUGUAAUCUCUCAUCAGAUGUCCAUGAUGAUGAUAUUUCUUCUACCCAGUUUGAAUUUGGUGAUGCACGCGAGGAUUCAAAUUUUGAACUGCUUGAUCUGUUGUGUGCGGGACUUGAACAUGACUGGGAUGAUUUAGAAGAGGUUGAAGACCAUCAAUCAAUUCAAGAUGUUCUUGGAGAAGGUUUGGCAAAAAUUCUACUAUUGAGCAAUAAAUUCCCAGGAUCGCAUUCUUCAAAACAUCAUUUGAUAUUGGCCAAGCUCAUCAGACUGUAUUUUAGUAGUGAUAAUGAGGAAUUUCAAAGGUUGAAACAAUGUCUGUCGGUUUUCUUUGAGCAUUAUCCAUCCCUCUCCAUAAAUCACAAGAAAUGUUUGUCAAAGGCUUUCAUGCCAGUUAUGCGUUCCUUGUGGCCAGGAAUCAAUGGCAAUGCUGCAGGGUCCACCAUGAUGGUAUCCAACAUGCGUAAAAUUGGUGUCCAAGCAUCACGCUUUAUGCUGCAAAUGAUUCAAGCUCCUUUACUAGCUAAAGAGAGUACAAGCACAGAAGAGAAUAAAAGUGAUAAUCCUAGCGUAGAGACUUGUCCCUCACUUGAUUUCGAGAGUGAAGAGGAAGGGCUCGCUGUUCGAAUUGCAGUAGAGGUGGCAAGUUUCGAUGCUAAGAAGACAGCUGCAGAAAAAUCAUACGUGGCUGCUCUUUGUAAAAUACUUGUGUUGCUUCAGUUCCGAGUUUCAGAACAGGGAGUUAUAAAACUGAUGAGGCGGAUUUUGAGUCGUGCCAGUGCAGCUGUAGCAGCUGAAAAAGAUCUCACGAAGGAACUGAGGCAUAUGGCUGAACGCCUAAAGGCAAUAGACAGAAAUCCUGACGACCAAUUGUCAUCUGAGCAAGCUACUCAGAUUUUAGAUAAGCUGGAGCUAACAUUCAACUUGGAUAAAGACGAUUCACUGGAAGCUGACCCUACUCCAGCACCGCAGUCAGUCCGGCCAAGACCUACUAGAAGAAGAGCAAGGGCACACCAAGACUCUUCCUCUGAUGAUGAAGGCUCUCCGACUUCUGUGGUUCCCAACACUCCUGUGAUCGGUACUCGUUCGCAAAGGGCUAGUAAGACAGCUGCAAUGUCAAAAAUGGCAGCCAAGACAACAGUUAAGAUAGAUGAGUACGGCAGUGAGGAGGAUGAGGAUGAGGAUGAGGCAUUGGCUGAAGUAACCUCAGAAGAUGAUUCUGAUGCUUCUGUUUAAUCUGGUGUGAGUCUUAAUGUUGUGAUCAAAUCUAUCUAACAUCUCCUCUCUCUCUCUCUUUUUUUUUUUUUUUUUUUUUUUUUUUUUUUUUUUUUUUUUUUUUUUUGUCUCAGCCAUUGGAGUCGUAUUCUGAUUGUAUAUUUUGUUCAGCCUGGUGCGCAACUAACAGAAUCUUAAUGUAUUCACUAGUCA